Molecule: messenger RNA, 1095 nt
Organism: Penicillium cosmopolitanum
Lineage: Eukaryota; Fungi; Ascomycota; Eurotiomycetes; Eurotiales; Aspergillaceae
Exons: 1
Coding region: 1-1095 (364 amino acids)
Source: RefSeq, a predicted model, not a curated record
AUGAUAGCCGCGAGGAUCUCGCAUGGUGGAGGGACACGAUCCUGUUAUUCAACGGCAUCCAUCUCUUCGAGGAGAGCCGCCCCCCUAGUUGCCCUCUACACAGACGCGUGCGACUCAGGUCUGGGCCUCUUCUUCUUUUAUGCGCCCUCACGGGACUCCGCCAGAGACUGGACGUCUGCAGCAACCUACCUGCCUUCCACUCAUGCGGCUAUUGUGGACGCCUCCUCCGCCUGCGCUAGCGAGGCCCACAUUAACACCAAGGAGGUUACCGCAAUUCUGCAGGCCUUCCUUCUACACAGCCUCCAUUGGGCUCAUCAUCGUGUCCUCGCUUUCACGGACAGUGCCGUCGCGUUCGAUGGCCUGUCUAAGCAGGCACUCCGCGGGCCGGCCCAUCGCCAACUGCUCAUACUCUUUAGCAUAGCAGCCGCCCUUGACAUAGAAAUCCAGCCACACUGGCUACCUUCAUCAGAGAACCUGCUAGCUGACGCAUUAUCCCGUUCCGACUAUGGUUCCAUCGCUGACAUUUGCCCACAGUGGACGAGCUCCUUUCCCUUGCUCCGCCAGCCUAUUUUCGUGAGUGCCGGUCAUGCUAAGCUGGUCUGGAAUGGUCUUGCAGAGGGAACGAGAAAGGGAUACCGCUCUGCACAGCGCUCAUACACCCGUAGCUGCGCCCUCAAUGGAUUACAGCCGUGGCCAGCAACAGCACCAGCGAUCUACACUUGGCUCACGGAACGACUGCUGGGCGCAGGUAUGAGCCCACCAGUGAAGCCGGAUACAGCUAUGUCUGAGCUCUCAGCUAUUCUGGACAUUGAAACCUCUGAAUAUGCCGUUAUCCGUACUAACCGGGGCGAACUGAAAGCCAGAAACGUGAUCCAUGCCGAGAAUGCAUGGGUUGGCCAUCUCAUUCCGGAACUUCGACCAUUCGUCUCCCCUGUCCGAGUCAAUGUAGUGCACUUUGGAGCUCUAUCAGAUGACUCGAAUUUGAGCGUUGUUGAUAAAUCGCCGUUCAAUUUGGAUAGCAAAUAUUCUCUCUGGCUACGAUACGGUGAAAAGGAUUACUCUCCGCGCGUACCACGUCGACAACGGUCUUUCUGA